Molecule: messenger RNA, 2805 nt
Organism: Culex quinquefasciatus (southern house mosquito)
Lineage: Eukaryota; Metazoa; Arthropoda; Insecta; Diptera; Culicidae
Exons: 2
Coding region: 1-2805 (934 amino acids)
Molecular function (GO): zinc ion binding; nucleic acid binding
Source: RefSeq, a predicted model, not a curated record
AUGCCGCUGAAGAUCGUGCCAUCGACCUCCAAGGCUACCCUUAAACAACUUCAAACCAAACUGAAGAGUCUGCAGAGCUCGUUCAACAUCAUCGAAAAGUUCAAGAAUGAGUUUAAGGAGGACACCACUGCCAACGAGAUCACUGUCCGGCUUGAGCGGUUCGAUGAAUUGUGGGAGCGAAUUGUUGAAUGUUCUUCUGAAGUGGAAUGCCAUGACGAUUAUGUUGCGGUGGAAGACCACGUUCGCCUACCGCAAAUCAAGCUUCGCACUUUCGACGGGAACAUCGAUGAAUGGUUCAGCUUCAGGGAUCUCUAUUCAUCUCUCAUUCACUGGAAGCAGGAACUACCUGAGGUGGAGAAAUUCCACUAUCUCAAGGGAUGUUUGGAGGGAGAAGCGCGAUCACUAAUCGAGCCAAUCAAGAUCACCACACGGAACUACCAAGUUGCUUGGGACUUGUUGCUGAAGCGGUACAACAACAGCAAGCUGCUGAAGAGGAGACAGGUUCAAGCUCUUUUCAAGCUACCUGUUCUCACCAAGGAAUCGGUUACGGACUUGCACAGGACGCUCGACAGCUUUCAGAGGACGGUGCAAUCUCUGGAUCAGAUUGUCCAACCUGCGGACUAUCGGAACUUGCUGCUGGUCGAGAUUCUGAGCUCUCGUUUGGAUCCUUACACCAGAAGGGGUUGGGAGGAGUACACUUCAACGCAGGAGAAUGACACGCUGGUCAAUUUGACGGAUUUUAUCCAGCGUCGCAUUUCGGUUCUGGAAUCACUUCCACCAAAAUUAUCCACUGGAACUUCAGAGAGUAAACAAGAAUCAUCCCAAGGACUCAGGAAAAAGCCGUUUUCAGUACACGUGAGCAACAACGCGGUACAGUCGACAACACAAAAGUGUCAGGCGUGUUCGGAGUCGCACUAUCUUCACACGUGUCCGACCUUUACGAAAAUGCCGAUAAGCAACAGAGAGUCACUGAUUCGAAGCCACUCGCUCUGUCGGAACUGCUUGCGAAGCGGACAUCUCGCCAAGAAAUGUCAAUCCAAGUAUUCCUGCUGGAAAUGUAAGGGACGUCAUCAUACGAUGCUGUGCUUCCAUGCGGAGGGAGCUGCCACGCAGAAUCAGACGGGAAAACGGGUUUCGUCUGAUGGGAGCGGUCCGUCGACCGCUAAGCCUACUGAAACUUCUUCAAACUCGGCGACUACGGACUCGGUGUCAUCCAACGCGGCUACCGGUCAGUCGUCUAGCAUCCUCCUCGCGACUGCGGUUGUACUUGUCGAGGACAACGAGGGCAACACCGUCACCGCACGCGCGCUGCUGGACUCUGGUUCUGAAUGCAAUUUUAUUGCGGAACGACUUUAUCAACGGUUGAACGUGUCUAUGCAAAAGGUUGACGUUUCGGUCGUUGGCAUUGGACAAGCGGCCAUGAAGUCCAAGCGGAGAAUACAAGCUGUCGUAAAGUCUCGGACAUCUCCCUACAAUCAGGAGAUGAGUUUUCUGGUAUUACCGAAGGUUACUGUGAACCUACCCACAGUUUCCAUCAACACUACGAACUGGAAAAUUCCGGACAAUGUUGAACUCGCUGAUCCGACGUUCUUCCAUUCACGGGUUGUGGAUCUGGUACUCGGCAUUCAACAUUUCUUCAACUUCUUCCAAACGGGAAAGGCGAUUCCGUUGGGCAACGAAUUGCCGCGACUCACCGACUCGGUAUUCGGUUGGGUUGUUUCUGGAGAAGUGUCGUCACCAUGUAGCUUGACGCAAAUCACUUGCAACAUGGCGAUAUCGGACAGCAUGGAGGAGCUGAUGUCCAGAUUUUGGUCCUGUGAGGAAGUAGGAACUGGUAAUAUCUACUCCCCAGAGGAAACGCGCUGUGAGGACCAGUAUGCACGCUCGGUUAGCCGCGCAGCGAACGGACGGUACACUGUUGGACUUCCUAAAAACGAACAAACCUGGGCUCAAUUGGGAGAGUCCAGAACGAUGGCCACCAGGCGUCUUCUAGGCCUGGAACGAAGACUUACUCAGGACGCAGCACUUCGUAAGCAAUACCAAGACUUCAUGAUGGAGUAUCUGGAGCUUGGUCACAUGAAGAAGGUGGAGGCGGGGCCAGCGAACGACUCCCCGCGGUGCUUCCUACCGCACCAUCCAGUAGUAAGAGAAGAAAGUACUACCACGAAGGUGAGAGUAGUCUUCGACGCGUCGGCCAAAACGUCGACCGGGCUCUCUCUCAACGAUGUUCUACUUGUUGGACCGACCAUUCAACCAGAUCUUCGAGAUAUUGUGCUACGGAGUAGAAUGCGGCAGGUGAUGGUUGUAUCGGAUGUGGAAAAGAUGUUCCGCCAGAUAGACAUGGCGCCGGAGGAUUCACCUUACCAGAGCAUUUUGUACCGCUUCAACCCUGAGGAGGAAAUCGCGACGUACGAACUUACGACGGUGACGUACGGUACAAAACCGGCACCGUUUCUCGCCACUCGUACACUAAAGCAGCUAGCUCAGGACGAGCAGCAACGGUUUCCACUAGCAGCUCAAGCAUUGGAAACGGACGUCUACAUGGACGAUGUCAUUUCUGGAGCAGAUGACGUCGCAACCGCUACCGAAUUGAGGGCACAACUGGACAGUUUGCUGGGUUCGGGAGGUUUCAAGCUACGGAAGUGGGCGUCCAACGAGCCAUCGGUACUACGUGGGGUAGCACGGGAGAAUCUAGCACUUCCUGACGAGAUCGAUUGGGAUCAAGAGGCGUCAGUCAACACUUUGGGUCUUAAAUGGCUGCCCAAAACUGAUUGCUUCAGGUUCAAGUUCAAAAUCCAGCGGUGA